AUGUCAUUAUUACAAUACGGCUUCGAACUUAAAAGAGUUAGAAGUGAUUCACUUCAAAAUGAUCAAGCUUCUGAUAAUGAAAAUAAUCCUAGCAAAGAUGCCAAAAAAUCUUAUAAACGUAAUAAUAAAAUAUUCAAACCCAAAUGGCUGAAUGAAUUUUUUGGUUACGCUAUGAUGAAAUUAACAAAAGAAUAUUAUAAUGAUGCAGAGAAAUUAGAAAGUUCAAGAAUACAAAUGGAAUCAUUACAAAAAGAAUUCACUUCUUCUAAUGCAAAUAUGAAUCAUAUUGUUGAUAUAAUGCGGGCUGUUUAUUUUUUAGCGAAAAAAAAUUUGCCUCUUAGACUUUUAUCAUCUGUUAUUGAAUUAUUGAAAGAGUCAGGUUCACUAGAUCUUUUUAGUGGUACGAUUACAUAUACAAAUAAUAUUUCAGGACAUGAAUUUUUGGAAGCAAUAUCAAAUACUAUUAAAGAAGAAAUUUGGAAUUAA
Funneliformis caledonium is the source of this 486-nucleotide messenger RNA. The record is from the annotation of a GenBank genome assembly. NCBI's taxonomy places the organism in Eukaryota, Fungi, Glomeromycota, Glomeromycetes, Glomerales, Glomeraceae.